CCGCACUUCCCCUGACUCUACCCGAUCUGCUGCAGGCAUGGCUUCAGAUCGCCCGGCCAAUGACUUGGAUCAAUCACUUCUGGACAGACUCAACGCCCUCAAGUCCACCAGUGUCACGCUUGAUACUAGCAGCAAGCUUGGCCCACUCAAUCCCGCUUCUACCACUACCAAUGACACCGCACAAGUGAAGCCUUCUUUGGCCAUUGGCUCUACACCGUCGGUUUCAAAAGACGAUGCUCUGACCGAGAGGUUGCGGGUGCUCCGUAAUGCAUCUUCAACAUCAGUGCCGUCGUCAGCUUCUCGAGGAAGUGGUCAGGCUUCUACCGCCUCGCCAAAGCCGGAACCAGAUACACGAAUGAAAGGCCAUGAUAGUUCCCAGCCUCUUCCCAAAAGAGGACAAACGCCAGUUUCACGAAACCUCAACCAGGAAUCAUCUCAGGAUGAGGAUACAAAGACCCAGAUCCAAACGCAGAUACUAUCCUCAGCUUGGGGUCUAGAAGAAGUAGACGAUCAAGCUCUGGAUGAGCUUCUGGAAGGUCUACAAGAUGACCUAAACCUGCAAGAAGAUGUUCCUGCCGAGGAGGAGGAUGAGGAAGACAUUGAUCUUCAUGCCAUUGCUAACAACAACAACUACGACGACGAUGAUGGCAUAAUCGAAAACGACGAGCACAAAGUCCAGAAACUUCUAUCGGAACUCGCUCCCAAGCCAAACAACAAUUCAUUUGCAGACGACCACGACGAUGAUGACUCGGACGGCGAAGCAAUGACCAAAGAAACCAACAGGGUCCUCAACCAAGUCCAGGACGAAAUCAACCUGAGCGGCCGCCCUACCGACGAUGACAACGACGACGACCCCUUCUCUCUCCCCUCCCCUCCGUCCGGAACCCGCACGCCCACAUUCACCACCACCUCCCCCAAGCAAGAACCCUCCCUCACCCUCCCCACCGUCCCCUCCUCCACUCUCUCCUCCCCUGCCUCCUCCGGCAGCUGCAAACAAGUAACAGACGACAUCCCCUCCCUCACCGCCCGCCUCUCCCACCUGCGCUCAACCCCCAUCAAAACCGACGCCUUCGGCCUUCCCUCCGUACCCACCACCACUUUAAUUCUACCCGCCGAUGAUUCUUCUUCUUCUUUUCUCUUUCCUCCUCCUCCCCCGCCUGCUUCUGCAAAGUACCAGACCAAAAGUACCAAAAGAUGGGUAGGCAGAAACGAGAGCUAUACCGACGAGGAUGCGAGGAGGUGGUGUAAAGUUUGUUUGGAGGAUGCUACGAUUAGAUGUGAAGGGUGUGAGGAUGAUGGGUACUGUGUGAGGUGUUGGAGGGAGAUGCAUGUGGGCCCGGCGGCGGGGUGGGAGGAGAGGGGGACAUCGGUGGUUUAG
Molecule: messenger RNA, 1378 nt
Organism: Neurospora tetrasperma FGSC 2508
Lineage: Eukaryota; Fungi; Ascomycota; Sordariomycetes; Sordariales; Sordariaceae
Exons: 2
Coding region: 38-1378 (446 amino acids)
Source: RefSeq, a predicted model, not a curated record